UAUGAAUGGCUUCUGGUCAGCCAUUUAAUCCAAGAAUCAGCAUAUCUAUGUUAGAAAAGUUCGGUAUCUAACUCCAUACAUCACAUUUGAGUUUUGGAUUCUCUCAGGGUGCCUAAAUAAUAUAAAAUAUGGAGUCUUUUGAUUGUUUCACGUGUAAUUCUUUUGAAAAUACGAUGACCAAUAAUGCCAAUGCUCAUGUGAUGAGUGUUAUUGAUGAUGCCAUUAAGAUUUCCCUAUAUGCAACUAGGACUCACCAUUGAUCAUAUUCUUAGAUUUCAUCACAAGGAACAAAACACUGGAAAGCAAAAGAAACGACAAAAUCCCUCUAGCGAGAGAUUCCUUGUUGAGAGGGCAAUGGCUGCCGUUGUCAAUUUCUCCAGCCAAACCCCAUGCCCACGUUUGAGCUCCAGGGCAGAGGCAUGGCUCGCCCACGGACCCAGCUUGCUCUACAAAGGAACUUGUCAUUUUAAGAACAACAGCAAGAUAGUACCUCAGCAUGGCCUUUAUGUAAGAAGGCAGGCAGAAAGCAGAAUGUUCAGAGGCCGCAUACCAGUUAGAGCUACUUUCUCAAAUAGAAACUCAAGUUCUGGGUCAAGUUCAACGUCUUCAUCAGAUGCAAUCAACAGAUUCUACACGUGCAUCAAUGAGAAGAACUUGAAGCAACUACGUGAAAUCAUAUCCGACGACUGCUAUGUUGAGGACUGCUCCUUUCCCCAACCAUUCCAGGGAAAAAUGGAGUUUAUGCAGUUUUUGGAACAACUUACUGCAUGCAUGGGCCAGAAUGUUAAGUUCACAAUUGGACCUGUUUGUGAAGGAGAUGAGUUGGCCGCUGGAGUGAAAUGGCACUUGGAAUGGAAAAAGAAACAGAUCCCCUUCACCAGAGGCUGCAGCUUCUUUGAGUGUUCAAAACAGGGAGAAAGAAUAAUUAUUAUGAAAGCGCAAGUCGUGAUUGAAUCACCAUUCAAGCCAGGAGGCUUUGCUCUGAUUCUGUUGAAGACUGUGACAUCAUUAUUUGAUGAUUUCCCCAAGGCCACCGAAUGGUUCCUGAGUCGUCCCCACGUAAUAGUACAAUGGAUACUAAGGAUUUACGCCAUUCUUGUGGCACCUUUUAUCAAUCCUCUACUGGAAAGCUACAUAAAGUUUUGGAACGUUGUGGCUCGAGCUCUUCUCAUGGCAAUUAACAUUGUGCGCUACAUUUAUAAAUUCUUCUUCAACUAGACGAAGGCGGCAUGCAAGGCUAGCAGUACUAGAGAGAGCAAUGGCUUCACGUCACCUGUCAGUGAUCAGGGAGUCAUCAAUGUUAAUACAAUUGGACCAGGUGUCUAACAACGAAAGAACCACCAAUGGUCUAAGAAAAGGAGCUGGGAAAGGGCGGAGGCCUUCCAAUUAAGGCAACAAUGGAACCAUUCUUCUCUUUUUUCUUCUUUUUUUUUUUAAACUGGUUUUCUCUUGUUUCUUUAAUUAUCUCCGUUGUCAGAUAAUUAAGGUAUAGAAAUACAAUUAUAUAUAAGAGCAUCAAAAUUUGGACAAUUACCCUCCAUGAUCCAGACUUUGGGUAUAUAUAUUUGUCUGAAUUUGCAUUUCCCAAGUGAAAAUUAACACAGUUGUUCAUGCA
Molecule: messenger RNA, 1615 nt
Organism: Carya illinoinensis
Lineage: Eukaryota; Viridiplantae; Streptophyta; Magnoliopsida; Fagales; Juglandaceae
Exons: 7
Coding region: 214-1218 (334 amino acids)
Source: RefSeq, a predicted model, not a curated record